This is a messenger RNA of Bipolaris zeicola 26-R-13, 324 nucleotides long. RefSeq lists its product as uncharacterized. NCBI's taxonomy places the organism in Eukaryota, Fungi, Ascomycota, Dothideomycetes, Pleosporales, Pleosporaceae. The transcript is spliced from 2 exons. The record is from RefSeq and is a predicted model, not a curated record. Bases 1 to 324 code for a protein of 107 amino acids.
AUGCAGCCUGCUGAAGACAUUCACGCAGCUGACAAUCAGCCACACGACGAGUUUCUGGCCUCUCAGCCUGAAUAUGAAAUUCCAGACACCAAAUCAGGCGUGCGCGUGGAUCCCGACGCCGCAAUGGCAAGCGCGCGGUUCAAAAAGGGCGAUGUCGUCCACAAGCCAGUUUUCGUCAAUGGCCUGCGCAGCAAGGGUGUCUUCACAAUCUACGACCGCAGAUCCAAUCCCGCGGGCUAUGUCGAGUACAAGCUCAAGGAUGUCUACAACAUGAGGGUCGAAUCUGGAUGGACUCGCGAGAAGGAACUGAAGCCUGGUAACUAA